AUGGACAAGUUAAUUAGCUUCAAGGCAAAAUCUCAUGUGGGCCACUUGAAACAGGUGAUAACACAGGAAUAGAAACUUUAAUUUUAUAGUGAGGAGGAAGGAGAAUCAUCUAAUUCUUAAGACAAUACACCAACACCGGACAACAAGGGCAUAAACAAACCAAAUCCAAAGUAAAAUGGAUUCUAAACUGAUGAUUCGGAAGGAGGCACACCCAAGAGUCAAAGAAAUACUUAGUAAUAACACACAACAAAGAUGUCGAGAUUUAGCAAUUUAGUAAAUACAAAGAGAAUAGAUGGCGAUGUAGAAAACGAACCAGAUUUCAGUGACACAGAAAACAAUCGUGGGCCAGUUGAAUAAGGCAAUCAAGAAGCAAAUUACAACAUUGAAGAACAAGCUUAAAGAAUUUAAUAAAAACUCUCCCUAAAAGCAUAAGCUAAUCCAAAGUUGGCAAAAGCGAAAUAAACAUCAUCGAUGCAAAAUUUAAACACAAAUUCAGACUAGGAAUAAAAUAAAAAGAACCCAUAACUGAAUCAAAAUAAUAAAAUCGCCCAGCAUCCUUUUCGUCAUUUAAUAUUUGGCCAAUACAUCAAUGAAUAAGCAUUCAAAAAACAUUUGCUUCUCACAUAGAGAGGGUUAAUCUAUGCUCGGAAGUGUUUAAAAGGACCAUCUGAUAAAUUUAUUGAAUCCAAGAAAGUAUAUUUAAAUGAAAUCACUCCCAAAAAAGAGAAAACCUUAAUUCUUGAUUUGGAUGAGACCCUUAUACAUUCUUGCACUCCUAGAGAAAACCCCUAAGUCUAUGUUACAGCAAUCGGAGACUUUGGAGAAGAAGCAAAAAUUGGUAUUAAUAUACGUCCAUAUACUUCACUAUUCCUAUCUUCACUUUCUUAAUUCUAUACCAUUUACAUUUAUACUGCAUCCUCAUAAGCUUACGCUUAAGCUAUCAUUGGCUAUUUGGAUCCGAAGAAACAAUACAUCUCUGGUGUCUUAUCGAGAAAUAAUUGCAUGGAAACUAAGAAUGGGUUCUUUAUCAAGGAUCUGAGAUUGAUUGGCAAUAAACAAUUGAAAGAUAUGCUUAUUAUUGAUAAUUUGGCUCACUCUUUUGGAUUUCAGAUUGAGAAUGGGAUUCCGAUAAUGGAAUGGCAUAAUGAUCAAAAUGAUUAGGAGUUGAAGGCUCUCAUUGAUUAUUUAAAGGAAGCAGUAAACUAUCCAGAUAUACGAGAAUACAAUACAAAUUAUUUGAAAUUGGAUGAACUUAUGGAAUUUAAUUUGGAUGAAUGA
Molecule: messenger RNA, 1278 nt
Organism: Paramecium tetraurelia
Lineage: Eukaryota; Ciliophora; Oligohymenophorea; Peniculida; Parameciidae
Exons: 4
Molecular function (GO): phosphoprotein phosphatase activity
Source: RefSeq, a predicted model, not a curated record